CUCUGGCCCGGGGCGACCCCGCCCUCCGCGCCCUUCCCCGGCGUGAAGAUGGCGCUGUCCAGGGUGUGCUGGGCUCGGGCUGCUCUGUGGGGCUCGGCCGGCGCCCCCGGACCCUUCGUCACCCGGAGGCUGCAGCUGGGUCACUCGGGCCCCGCGUGGCGAGCCCCUCGGUCUUCAAAGCUCCAUCUUUCUCCAAAGGCGGACGUGAAGAACUUGGUUACUUACAUGGUGACCAAGACAAGAGCGAUCAAUGGAUCAUACCAUCGUUUCUUGGGCCGGCAUUUCCCCCGCUUCUAUGCCUUAUACACAGUCUUCAUGAAAGGAAUACAGAUGUUAUGGGCUGAUGCCAAAAAGGCUAGAAGAAUAAAGGCAAAUAUGUGGAAGCACAAUAUAAAGUUUCAUCAACUUUCUUACCGGGAGAUGGAGCAUUUGAGACAGUUCCGUCGGGACAUCAGCAAGUGUCUUUUCAUAGGCGUCAUCUCCAUCCCGCCCUUUGCCAACUACCUGGUCUUCCUGCUAAUGUACCUGUUUCCCAGGCAACUGCUUGUCAAGCAUUUCUGGACCCCCAAACAACAAGUUGAUUUCUUAGAUAUUUAUCACAGUCUCCGGAAGCAGGCCCACUCAGAAGUCAUCACUUACUUAGAAAGGGCCAGCACUCUGGUUUCCGAUGAGAGGCUUCAGUGGCAUCUGACAGACCUGGGCAUCAAGGUGCGGAACGGUACCCACCCGACAGCUCAUGACAUCCUGCCUCUCAGAGAGUGCUUCUCUACUCAUCCCCUGGGCUUGAAUCAACUCCAGGCUGUGCAGAUGAGAGCCUUGAGCCGGGCCAUGCUCCUUACACCUCACCUGCCUUCCCCCUUGUUGAGAUGGCGUUUAAAGAGUCUUACCACUGAGAUUCACCAGCUGGACAGGGCUCUGGCAAAGCUGGGGAUUGGCCAGCUGACUGCCCAGGAAGUGAAAUCGGCUUGCUAUCUUCGUGGCUUGAAUUCUACCCAUAUUGCUGAUGACAGGUGUCGGACUUGGUUAGGAGAGUGGUUGCAGGUUUCCUGCAGCCUAAAAGAGGCCGAGCUGUCCCUCCUGCUGCACAGUGUGGUCCUGCUCUCCACCAACUACCCUGAGACAAGGCGCUGAGUGAAGCACGGAGAGGGACGAUGUCCUGCAGUCACAUAACGUAGUAGUGUGGGACCAAAGGGCACCCGCCAGCAGUCUGUACACUCUCAGUGUGGGAGGCAGAAGAGCAGGUUUUAUAGGCUUCGCAGCACGCUACCCAUCUGGGAGCUGUAGCCAUUCCUCACAGCUUGAACUAAACACACGUGUGUGGUGCCAUCCCGUCAUGCUAACCUGGAACUGGCAAGCGCCUCUGGUACUGGACUUUUAUUGUGAUGAAAUGUUUAGGUCCUAUUAAGUCAGUUUUUGCCCAGGUUGGAAUCAUUUGGCCUAAAAUUCAUGACUGCCAUGGUUUGUUUUUAAAUUUCUAUUUUUUUUUUCCCCUGAGAUGAGUAUGUUGCCCAGGCUGGCCUCAAAUUUCUGUGCUCAAGGGAUACUUCCACCUCAGGCUUCUGGGUGCUGGGGCUACAGGUCCAAGUCACACUGCCGUGCUCUUCAUAUCCGUGAGUGUGUUUUUUUGCUGGUUUUCUUGAGAUGUUGAGGAUGGCCUUGAACUCGUGCUGGGAUCCAAGCUGAAGCACCAGUGCUCUGUGAGAUGUGAGGAGCUGGCCAAGUGCUCGACACUCAGCCCUUUCCAUGGAGAGUUUGGGUGCCAAGAACACUGUUGCUUGGACUGGGGUGCUGCACCAGGGCUGCACCCAGACGCCCUGCCAGUCUUUUCUUAUCCCGCCCCUUUUAUUUUGGUGUUCUGGAGACAGAGUCUCGCUCUGGCCUGGAUUUCACUACAUAGCCCAGGCUAGCCUUCAAUUCCUAGCAAUCCUGAAAACUGUGCCACAGCCUCCUGGGUACUAGGAUUAUAGCAUGAGCCACUAGGCCUGGCCCGUCCUUUUUGAUGUGACCAAAAGUAGGGGCACUUUCCAUGUCACUAACUGGACCGUCCACCCUCUUCCUUUAGUAUUCUUAAUUUAUGGGAACAUUCUAAAGGAGGUGAAAAGGAAGAGGAUCGGAUGCCUGGCCCCUCCCCUGCACCUAUCCCCCGGUGUCUUAUUUUCAGGCUGUCUGUCACACAGCCUCUAAGGACCUUCCUUCGUGUUUGCUACCUCCACCGUGUUGCACUAAGCAUCUGGAGCCCGCAGUGGCUGCCUUCUCUAGGCCAUGGAUCAAGUCGUGUAAGGUACUCCUUACUGCCUGGCCCUGGGAGACCAGAUCUACAUCAAGACAGUAAACUGGGCUUGGCUGUUGUGUGUACAUCUAUGAUAACUUACUGUAAAUGCAUGAAGCACUGUUUUUAAACCAAGUAAAGACUGCCUGAAACCA
Messenger RNA from Peromyscus eremicus (cactus mouse), 2424 nucleotides. RefSeq names its product LETM1 domain containing 1 (gene Letmd1). Gene Ontology annotation, biological process: intracellular monoatomic cation homeostasis. The record is from RefSeq and is a predicted model, not a curated record. Gene Ontology annotation, molecular function: ribosome binding. Lineage: Eukaryota; Metazoa; Chordata; Mammalia; Rodentia; Cricetidae. The coding region runs from base 49 to 1131 and encodes 360 amino acids. Gene Ontology annotation, cellular component: mitochondrial inner membrane. The transcript is spliced from 9 exons.